This is a messenger RNA of Sphaerulina musiva SO2202, 982 nucleotides long. RefSeq lists its product as uncharacterized. Bases 122 to 712 code for a protein of 196 amino acids. The record is from RefSeq and is a predicted model, not a curated record. The transcript has a single exon. Lineage: Eukaryota; Fungi; Ascomycota; Dothideomycetes; Mycosphaerellales; Mycosphaerellaceae.
GAAGAGAGGUAGCGUGCUUUCUUGUCCUGAUCCCAGCGACGAGCAGGUACAUGCUCAGACAGGCACUGUGAACGGCGGUCGUAACAGCGUACUACAGCCCCUCCCCCCGGAAGAGCAUAGUAUGCGCUGGGGGUGGGGAAGAAAUCAACCUAUCGCAUAUAGUCGCAUGAACUCUCAAGAUGGAGCUCAGCACACCAUCACUGGUGAUAUCUAUGGCGACCAUGCCUCACCUCGCAACUAUCAGCAGUCAGGGGUGCCGACCCCUGCCGAAAACGGCAUCUCAUAUCAAGUCACUCCGUCGCAGGUGUGGACCCUCAACACUGGCGAAGGCGACCUCAAUGUUCUAGCAACUGCUGCGGCGCACGUGACAUCUCAUGGAGAGGAGACUUUGGAGACACACGAUCCUGUUGCCACCACAGCCCAACAGCCCAACGAGCAGUACACUAAUGCCAUGGACUUCAGCCACCUGCUCAAUAGCGACUCGGCCUCGGGUCCUUCGCCGCCCGGCGAGGACGAUGAGGAACGCAAUGGAGAGCUUCAGGACGAUGCCAAUGUCUCAUUGCCAAGGCAGCAAGAAGUUCCAGAGGAGCAGACUGAGCAACUCAACGCAGAGCUCCAGAAUGCUGCUGAGGUUCAGCAACCGAAGAAGCGAAGCCACCGCAAGAGGAGUGAGUUCGACACACGCUCGCCGGUAUCGCCGUUCUCGCGCUGAUGAUUAGUAGAGAAUUGGUAGACUUGUGCUUGAGACGGUGUCUCGAUGGUCGUCGGAUGUGUCUUCAUUAAGGAGUCAACUUUCUCCUUGACGACGCUAUUGCGGCAUACUCGCAGUUCUUGCUCACAUCGGUGGGGCAGCACACUGCCGCAGCUGGCCAAAACGGUCGGCGUCGGCCAGUCUCAGAACUCCAGUCGGAGUGGCUGUUAGAGGCUGUUAGAGGCUGUUAGAGGGGAGCAUGAAUUAGCUUCUGUAUGGGUUAGAUUGCAC